AUGGUCUACGUGAACGCGAAAAACUACUUUUGUGACUCGAUCAUCAACAACACGGACCGGGUGCUGUCUGCUCUCAUCAAGUACCAUGGUCUCUCCAUCAUUGCCGUCUUUCUGCUGGCAAUUGGCCUCUUCCACGUGGCUCUGAAGGUGGUGUCCUAUGUGGCCGUUCUUCUCGACGUGUUUGUGCUGCCUCCCACCAACUACCUGCCCUACGGCUCCCAGCGGGGCGCCUGGGCCGUGGUGACCGGUGCUUCUGACGGCAUUGGCAAGGAGUACGCCCGACAGCUGGGUCUCCGAGGCUUCAACGUGUUCCUCAUUUCUCGAACCGAGUCCAAGCUGCGAGAGCUGGCCCAGGAGAUUGCCGAAAAGUCCAAGGUCGAGACCAAGUUCCUGGCCAUCGACGUGUCCACCGACUCCCCCCAGAACUACAAGGACAUCGAGACCGUGCUGGAGACCAUCCCCAGCGUGUCUAUCCUCAUCAACAACGUCGGCUUGUCCCACUCCAUCCCCACCCCCUUCCUCGAGACCCCCCCCGCCGAGCUGCACAACAUCAUCGCCAUCAACAACUUGGCUACUCUGAAGAUCACCCAGCUGAUUGCCCCCAAGAUUGUCGAGUCCGUCAAGGAGGCCCGAGCCACCAAGAAGUUCCAGAAGGGUCUCAUUCUUACCAUGGGAUCUUUUGGCGGCUUGCUGCCCACCCCCCUGCUCGCUACCUACUCUGGUUCCAAGGCCUUCCUCCAGCACUGGUCCAACGCUCUGGCCGUGGAGCUUGCCCCCGAGCACGUCGAUGUCGAGCUCGUUGUCUCCUACCUCGUCACCUCUGCCAUGUCCAAGGUCCGAAAGACCUCUGCUCUGAUCCCCAACCCCAAGCAGUUUGUCACCGCCACUCUGUCGUCCGUUGGCCGAGCCGGAGGAGCCCAGGAGAAGUUUGCCACCUCCACCCCCUACUGGUCCCACGCCCUGCUGCACUGGUGGAUCGCCCAGACCGUCGGCGUCUUCUCCAAGCUCGUUGCCGGCUUCAACUACAAGAUGCACGUCGACAUCCGAAAGCGGGCUCUCAAGAAGCAGGCCCGACAGGCCGCUGGAGGCGUUGCCGACCCCAAGAACACCACCGCUGCUCGAGAGGGCUACGCCACCGAGUCUCUCAAGAACGAGACUCUCAAGCACUAA
Molecule: messenger RNA, 1170 nt
Organism: Yarrowia lipolytica CLIB122
Lineage: Eukaryota; Fungi; Ascomycota; Dipodascomycetes; Dipodascales
Biological process (GO): fatty acid elongation
Cellular component (GO): endoplasmic reticulum
Molecular function (GO): ketoreductase activity
Source: RefSeq, a predicted model, not a curated record